UGUAAUAGUGAGGGAUGGUGUGACCUUUCUGUGUGGAAUCCCGGGAAUACAGAGGACGGGGACAUCUCUCUUUGGGGGUUCCUGGUAUUAGGUGGCUCCAUCAUAUCCUUGUGUCCUUCUGAAAAACUCCUCCAUCACUCCAUACUCCUCAUCCUCCUCUUUAUACUCUUUUUUAAACAUCAAUAUUAUCAUCCCCGAGGAUUCCACUCUGAAAGAUAUACGGUGAUGUGAGGGGCAGCUGAUUGUCCAUCAUGACGUCCUUGUAGAGAUCCUUGUGUCCUUCUAAAUAUU
Molecule: messenger RNA, 291 nt
Organism: Staurois parvus
Lineage: Eukaryota; Metazoa; Chordata; Amphibia; Anura; Ranidae
Source: the annotation of a GenBank genome assembly